Molecule: messenger RNA, 792 nt
Organism: Lithohypha guttulata
Lineage: Eukaryota; Fungi; Ascomycota; Eurotiomycetes; Chaetothyriales; Trichomeriaceae
Exons: 2
Coding region: 1-792 (263 amino acids)
Molecular function (GO): oxidoreductase activity
Source: RefSeq, a predicted model, not a curated record
AUGGCAUCAUCGUCUUCAUUACAGGGCAAAGUUGCCCUCGUGACCGGUGCUGGUCGAGGUAUCGGAAAGGGUAUUGCCCUCGAGUUCGCUGCUCGAGGCGCCAAGGUCAUCAUCAACUACAGAAAAUCAACUCAAGAUGCUGAAGCAGUCGUCAACGAGAUCAAGAGCCUUGGCUCAGACGCCGUUGCCAUCCAGGCCGAUGUCACCAAGAUUCCAGAAAUCAUCAAACUGUUCGAGGAAGGCAAGAAAGCCAUGGGCAGAAUCGAUAUCGUCAUGUCCAACUCCGGCACAGAGGAUUUCACCCCUCUUCUCGAAGUCACUCCCGAGAAGUACGACGAGGUCUUCAACACCAAUACCCGAUCUCAAUUCUUCGUCGCCCAACAGGCAUACAAGCACUGCGAGGUUGGUGGCUCCGUCAUCCUGAUGUCCUCGAUUGCAGCUGGUACACGACGACCAAAAGACCACUCGCUCUAUGCAGGCAGCAAGAACGCCAUCAAGGCUUUCGUCCGAACAUUGUCGACUGAUAUGGGUGACAAGCGUAUUCGCUGCAACGCUAUUGCUCCCGGUGGUGUCAAGUCUGACAUGUUUUCUCAUGCUGCUUGGCGAUAUGCCCCAGGUGGUACUCCGGACAUGAAGGUCGAGCAGAUGGAACAAGGUCUAGCCACCAUCACUCCACUCGGUCGUGUCGCCGAGCCAGUCGACAUUGCACGUGUCGUCUGCUUCUUGGCCAGCAAUGAUUCUUACUGGGUCAAUGGUGAGACCAUCGGUAUUUCUGGUGGUGCACCAACGUAA